Molecule: messenger RNA, 2487 nt
Organism: Emericellopsis cladophorae
Lineage: Eukaryota; Fungi; Ascomycota; Sordariomycetes; Hypocreales; Bionectriaceae
Product: Dihydroxyacetone phosphate acyltransferase-like protein
Exons: 2
Coding region: 1-2487 (828 amino acids)
Cellular component (GO): mitochondrial membrane
Source: RefSeq, a predicted model, not a curated record
AUGGACGAGAAUGGCGACCUCAUCGACCCGGCUAGCACUUCGGCGCCGGAUCUCCAGAUCCUUGGCGACGAGAUCACCCUGCAGCCUAGCGGCUUCGUCGAGCAGAAGACGACCUCGGCCGAGCACGAGCAGGCGCUGAUGAACCAGUUUGCUUCCUUCCGUGCCGAACCCCUCCAGUUCCUCCGCGAAGUCUCCCUCUACGUAUCUGGCAAAGGAUGGCGCGCCUACGACAGCGUCAUCGGCCAGCCCGUCUUCUACCCCGGGUUCUCGGACCACAUGAAGAGCAUGGUCAUGGCGGCGCCUCUGCUACAAAAAAGAAUCGCGCAGCUGGCGGAGAGCAGGGUGCAGGUGGAGGAGAAGGAGGGUCUGAUCAACAAGGCGGCAGAAGACCACGCCAUGGGGAGGGCGCAAAGGAAGAGCCAACUGGAGGGUGCCCUGCAAGAGGUCGCGGAGAAGCUGACAGAUGACAUGAUCUGCAAGAUGGAGAGCAAGCCGUUCAUCAGAAGCGCGUACUACCUGUGCACGCAGCUCCUCACGCGGGCGUACCAUCAGGGGAUCCACGUCUCGAGCGAGGAGAUUCUGCGGUUGCGAAAGGUGGCCGACAUGGCCGCCAAGAAGAAGCAGAGUAUCGUCUUCCUGCCGAGUCAUCGCUCCCACGUGGAUUACGUCUCCUUGCAACUCAUCUGCUACCGCCUGGGCUUGACCCUCCCCGUCGUCGUCGCUGGCGAUAAUCUCAAUAUCCCUGCCCUGGGUAGCUUCCUCCAGCACGCAGGUGCCAUGUGGAUCAGGAGGUCAUUCGGCGACGAUGCGCUGUACGGAACGCUGGUGCAGGCUUACAUUGACACGAUGCUGCAAGAGGGUUUCAACCUCGAGUGCUUCAUUGAGGGAGGUCGGUCACGUACAGGCAAGCUGCUGCCUCCCAAGUUUGGUAUCCUGAGUUUCGUCCUCGACAGCAUUCUGUCAGGUCGAGUGGAGGAUACCAUCAUUUGCCCGGUCAGCACGCAGUACGACAAGGUCAUCGAGACGGAAGGCUACGUCACCGAGUUGCUCGGCGUGCCGAAGAAGAAGGAAAACCUGGCAGACUUCCUAAGCAGCGGAUCGUCUGUCUUGUCACUGAAGCUCGGUCGGGUCGACGUGCGCUUCAACAAGCCGUGGAGUCUGAGAAUGUUCCUCGAGACGCAGCUGUCGAGACUGCCCAAGGUGCCCGCAGGCCUCUCCACGAACCACCACAACCCGGAAGUGCGAGCCAUCCGUGAGAAGCUGCUGAGAAUAUUGGGCUACAAGGUCCUCGGGGACAUCAACCAGGUAUCGGUGGUCAUGCCCACCGCGCUCAUCGGCACCAUCCUCCUUACCCUACGCGGGCGCGGUGUCGGCAAGGACGAGCUCAUUCGCCGCGUCGAGUGGCUCACCAAACGCGUCCGUGCCAAGGGUGGUCGCGUUGCUCAUUUUGGCAAUGCACCGCUGUCGGAAAUUGUCGAUCGCGGCCUAGAGGUACUCGGCAAAGACCUCGUGGGUGUUGUCGAGGGACUCCCGGAGCCGACGUACUAUGCCGUCGACCGCUUCCAACUCUCAUUCUACCGCAACAUGACAAUCCACCUGUUCAUCUACGAGGCGCUCGUCAGUGCGGCUAUGUACAUGCGCGUAAAGGUGGGCGGCGGGCCGUCGAUGCAAGAUAUCUCGCACGAAGAGCUGCGCGACCAGGUCUUUUUCCUGUCGACCCUCUUCCGAGGUGAAUUCAUCUUUGGCAAUGAGGGUCUCGAUGCCAAUCUGGACAAGACCAUCAAAGGCCUCGAGGCGGACCACGUCAUCCAUGUGCAUCGUGAUGAGAGUGGAAAGGUCGUCAAGAUUGGGCUGUCGGACGAGGAGAGGAAUGUUGGACGGGAGAACUACGACUUUUACUGUUUCCUGAUAUGGCCUUUCAUCGAGGCCAGUUGGCUGGCUGCCGUGUCCCUGAUGGGCUUGACACCGCCGAGCAAGGAGCACGAGGAUACCUGGAUCGAGCUAAACAAGGCGCAAAAUACAGCGCAAUUACUCGGCAAGACACUCUACCAUCAAGGCGAUCUCUCGUACUUUGAAGCCGUCAACAAGGAGACCCUGCGCAACUCGUACCUCCGCUUCGAGCAAGAGACAAUGGUCCACGUCGUCAAAUCCAAGGAUCCCAAGGUGCCCCCGCGCAUCCAGCUUGAUCCGUCGUGGCGGCCGCCCCGUGACCCCGAGACAAACGCUCUCCUGGCGGAGGGCAAACUCUGGGACUUUACCGAGCAGAUUGCCAAAUCGCGGCGCGAGGGCAAGAACAGGAGAGACGGCGCGACGGUCAGCUCGAGGGUCCUGCGCCUGUCGGAUGAACUGGGUCGCGCGCUGUUUGAAGAGGCAGUAGGCCAGGACAAGGUGCCCAGUCGUCUCACUGCGGAGGAGAGCGAUACAGUACGGCGAGCGCGGAGAGCGGCACGUAGCAGGGGCAAGCUAGACGCGCGAGCCGUGUUGUAG